AUGAGUUUAAUUAAUUUAAACACAUCACAAAUGGAACAAAUUUUUUUACUUCUAGAAGAUAUGUGUUAUCUUUCCUAUCCUCAAUCACAACAAAAAUUAAAUAAAUAUAUACAAACUGCAACAAAUACAAAAUUGUGUUUUCUUAUACCAAUUUUAGCAAAAUCAGAAGAAAUGAUAAUUCAUGUAAUAGGAGAAAAAAUUUUAGAUAGAGAAUUAAGAUUUUCUAUAUCAAAUAAUAUUUUAUAUAAAACUAUACAAAAUAAAAAAAAGCCAAUUGCUAUAGAUAUGACAAUACUUGAUGAAGAAUUAUUAUAUCAUCUUCAACCAAUAUGUUCAAUAUCAAGUUCAUUUCUAACUAUUCCUAUAAUACAUCCUAAACAGAAUUAUAUAGCUUUAUUAGUUUGUUUGAUUGAUAAUGAUUCCAAAAAUGAAAUUACAUGUAAAUGUGCAAUAGUACAAGACUGUUUUAGAUUUUGCUUAGGAUUUCUUCUAAAUUCACUCACAUGUUAUGAGGAAACUCGAUUGAAACUACAAUGUCAAAAGUUACUUGCUGUUUCUAGAAAACUUUAUAUAUAUUUAGGCGAGAUUUCUGAUUUAUUGCGAGAAAUAAUGAUAGAAGCUAAAAAUCUAACAAAUGCAGAACGCUGUUCAUUAUUUUUAUUAGAUCCUGAACAACAAGAUCUAGUUGCUAAAGUGUUUGAUGGUAUUGCUAUAGAUAAAUCUCUGGAAGAAAUGAGAAUACCAAUAGGACAAAGUAUAGCAGGUCAUGUUGCAACUAGUGGAAAAGUGCUUAAUAUUAAAAAUGCAUAUGAACAUCCUCUUUUUUAUCCUGGUAUAGAUCAAAUAACAGGAUUUAGAACAAGAAAUAUUUUAUGUUUUCCAAUUAGAGAUGAAGAAAAAAUUGUAGGUGUUGCACAACUUUGUAACAAAAAAAAUGGAUUAUACUUUGAUGUUUUUGAUGAAGAAGUUGCAACAGCAUUUAGUAUUUAUUGUGGUAUUUCUCUAAUGCAUAGUAUUGUUUAUAAAAAAAUGCAAAUUGCUCAAGCAAGAAGUAAGCUUAGUAAUGAAGUGAUGAUGUAUCAUAUGAAGGUAGAUGAAGAAAGUAUUCAAGUAAUUUUGAACUGUAAGGACAAACAUGAUAUAAAAGACUUUAAUAAAUUUGAAUUUUGUCCUAGAAAUGUACCUUAUAAUAGUAUACCUUGUUAUAUAAUUAAAAUGUUUGAUGACUUAGGUCUUAUUAAAUAUUGGAAAUUGAAAUUGCCAACUUUAAUUAGAUUUAUAUUGUAUGUAAAAAAAGGAUAUAGAGAUGCACCAUAUCAUAAUUGGAUACAUGCAUUUUCUGUGACACAUUUUGCAUAUUUAUUAAUAGAAAAUUUAAAUCUUAUUAAUGAUAAUUAUUUAACACAUUUAGAAGCUUUAACUUUUCUAGUGUCUUGCUUAUGUCAUGAUAUAGAUCAUAGAGGAACAAAUAAUAUGUUUCAAACGAUAGGCUCUACAGUUUUAGCUAGUCUAUACAGUUCUGAAGGUUCCGUAAUGGAGAGACAUCAUUUUGCACAAACUAUGUGUAUUUUAAAUACAGAAGGUUGUAAUAUAUUUGAAAAUUUUAAUAGUAAAGAAUAUAGUGAAGUAUUAAAUAUGUUGAAGAAUAAUAUACUUGCAACAGAUUUAGCAUCUCAUUUUCGAAAAGUAAAGAAACAGGAAAUGAUGAUUAAAGAUAAAUUUGAUAAAAAUAAUCUUACACAUAAAAAGUUAUUGAUCGAUAUGUUCAUGACAUGUUGUGAUCUUAGUGAUCAAACUAAAUAUUGGGAAAUUACUAAAAAAAAUUGCGAAAAAAUUUAUGAGGAAUUUUUUUCACAAGGAGAUUUGGAAAAAAGUAUGGGUACUUCUCCUAUAGAAAUGAUGGAUAGAGAACGAGCAUCUAUACCAGAUCUUCAAGUUCAUUUCAUUACAAAUGUAGUUCUUCCACUUUUUAUUAAUCUUUCUACAUUAUUUCCAAUGAUACAACCACUUACUGAUGUGCUAAAAGAAAAUCGAGAUUUAUGGGAAGAAUCUAAAAACGUAUUUAAAAAAUACAUGGAAAAAGGAAUGGAAGGUAUAACUAUCCUAUUGAAUCCUACUUUUGAGAAAGAAGUAGUAGAACUUUAUGCUCAACGCAAAAAAGAUUUCAGUUUUAAUGAUUCAACAUUAAAAUAAUAUACAACAAUGUAAAGGUGUAUAUUUAUUAUGAAUG
This is a messenger RNA of Apis florea (little honeybee), 2230 nucleotides long. Its product is annotated as cGMP-dependent 3',5'-cyclic phosphodiesterase. The record is from RefSeq and is a predicted model, not a curated record. Gene Ontology annotation, molecular function: protein binding; 3',5'-cyclic-nucleotide phosphodiesterase activity. Gene Ontology annotation, biological process: signal transduction. NCBI's taxonomy places the organism in Eukaryota, Metazoa, Arthropoda, Insecta, Hymenoptera, Apidae.